This is a messenger RNA of Baudoinia panamericana UAMH 10762, 1971 nucleotides long. RefSeq lists its product as uncharacterized. The coding region runs from base 1 to 1971 and encodes 656 amino acids. The record is from RefSeq and is a predicted model, not a curated record. The transcript is spliced from 13 exons. NCBI's taxonomy places the organism in Eukaryota, Fungi, Ascomycota, Dothideomycetes, Mycosphaerellales, Teratosphaeriaceae.
AUGCGCUUAGAUGGCAGUCCUGAUCUGCCGCGCAUAGAUGGCAGAGAGAGCUUCGACGAUUUGGUACGGAAGCUGAGCGUGUACUUUGUGCAGAAUGUUGACGCUCCUCACUCAUGGGAGGACCUACGGAAUGUUGUGUACGCUCGAAUGCUGAAGCCUCUUGUAACUUACCUAGCGAACGAGACUGAGCAUCCUGCGGUUGUGAGCGCGCUACUUGCGCUGAAGUCACACUUCGCAAAUUGCGAGGCCAACGAUGACCGUGGCAUAAGCCAGACGAGAGGCCUAGCCUGCGAGCUUGCUGCGUGGCGCUAUGUCACCCAUCUUACCGAAAGUGAAGCCAUUGAUGUACUUUGCCAUGAGCUGCCCAUCGCGGCCCGACGCGAGACUACGGAGAGUCCUUGUCACGACCUCAACAAUGCUGCCGAGGAGGGUACCCUGAUCGAGACUGCGCCACUACUCGACGGCGCAAUCCACGAAGCAGACCAGUCGUUUGCCGACGAGGGCCCAGAAACAUCAACGCCGAGCGACAGCAUGUCCUUCGCAACGACAUUCGCUGGUCUUAAUGCCUUAGAGAUCGCAGCCGUGGCAGAUGCGAAGAAGUUCAUGAGCCAGCGAGCCAUACAGCGUGUCAUUGACGGCAUUUGGAAAGGCGACAUCGUCUUCUGGGAGACUCUUGGCCAGCAUUCGACCAAACAGGCCAAGUUCUACAACAAGACUAGAUCCGAUCCUUUCUGUCGACUUCGCGUGCCACUGUACCUGAAAGCUUUCGAGGUCUUGUUCUUUGCCGCCUUCCUGGUGUUCUAUUACAUCGUACUGCUCCAGAAGACCACCCAUACAGUAUCUGCAGCAGAGGUGAUGCUGUACGUCUGGCUAACAGCAUUUGCGUAUAAUGAAUUGGCGGAGUUUUGGGAUGCCGGCAGUACCUUCUACGCCGUAGACUUCUGGUCAUUGUGGGACGUCGGUAUCAUCGCCACCGGUAUCGCGUUCCUGGUCGUGCGGGUACUGGGCCUUUCUCGCAACGAUCAUCAGCUCACCGACACCGCGUUCGACAUCCUUUCCGUUGAGGCGCUAUUCCUCGUGCCACGGAUCUGCUCACUGUUGAGCCUGCAUCCGUACUUCGGCACGCUUCUGCCAUGCUUGAAAGAGAUGACGAAGGACUUCAUCAAGUUUCUCGGCCUUGUCGCCAUACUUUACGUUGGCUUCGAUACAUGCUUUGCAUUCCUCGCUCGAGGCACUUACAGCCCGCUUAAGAUGAAUUGGAUCCUUAUCAAAGUCUUCUUUGGCUCGAGCUAUCUUGGCUUCGAUGUUGCCGAUCAGAUAUCACCUAUCCUUGGUCCUCCAUUGAUGUUCAUCUUCGUCUGCCUAACCAACAUCCUCCUUAUAACAUCGCUUAUCUCAUUACUGUCUAACACAUUAACGAAGGUCGUUGAACAUGCACGGGAAGAAUACCUCUCAGUAUAUGCGGUCUACGUGUUGGAAGCGUCGACAUCCAACAGACUUGUGUACUUCAUACCUCCCUUGAACUUGCUGGCGCUUUUGCUGCGACCUUUACGACUCGUGGUGUCUGCUGAACGCUUGCGAAGCGCGCGGAUUGUGCUUCUCAAAGCCACUCAUUGGCCGUUCGUAGCGCUGAUCAUGAUCUGGGAAAAGGGACAGCGGUUAUACUGGCAGCGUGACGCUAAGCAUUUUCCAUCGGCGCAUGCGCUUGCGAAAGGUCCAACCGCAGCUGGUGCGCCAUCCCGGCCACUCUAUCGGCAUUCAUACCGCAGAGCGUUGUUACCUCGAGGCUUACCUGGGCCGAGAGAAGUGGAGCAACCGAAGGAGUCUGAUACCAGUCCUGGUGCACAAGGGACCGUCUCGGUCGAGACGGUCGAGGAACUGAAGAAAGCGAUACUUAAGCUCACCUCGCAAGUCGAAAACUUAUCGUCAAUGAUGAGGCAGCAAAACGGCGCCAAAGACGGUCGCGAAUAG